CAUGUGUACAGUGUGUCGAUAUGUUCAUACUCCUCCUCGCCGUGCUGCCGCUGCAGGUUAUACACUGUUCUUCGGAUAACAAUGUUCAUGAGACGUUCACAUACACGGACCGCACCGGCAGACAGCUGGAAUGUGACCGCUGCCCACCGGGACAGUUUUUGCGGUCUCGUUGCACCGCGACGCAGAAGAGCGUGUGCAUGCCAUGCCCCACCGGCUCGUUCACGGCACAAUGGAAUCACAUCGGCAAGUGUCUCCGGUGCAGCAAGUGCGACUUCAACCAGGUGGCGACGAGUGCGUGCACGGCGGACCGUGACGUCCAGUGUGAGUGCAGACAAGGAUACUACAACAUGCACGGCAUGUGUAUGCGUCACAGCCAAUGUCCGGUAGGAGAAGGAGUGCUCGCCAAUGGUACAGCCACUGAGGACACGGUGUGCCAGACCUGUCCGGACGGGACCUUCUCCGACAUCGCCUCUAAUCAGCAGAGCUGCAUGCAGCAUCAGAACUGUGAAGCUGCAGGGCUGAAGCUGGUGCUGAAGGGCUGCAUCUGGCACAACAGCGUGUGUGCGAGCAGUGAAGAGGCCAAAUCAAAAGAUGGAGCCGAGUACCUGAAAGAAAUCCUUCCAAAUUUCUUCGUCCACCAGAAGAUGAAUCCCAGGCGUCUUUGUCAGCUCGUGUACAAACUCAACAAUGGGAGACCUUCCUGUCUGAGCGACUCAGAUUCUCUGGCACAGAUCAACACAUGGCUGGCCUCUGCCACGGUCAAGCAGCUUCGAGACCUUCCAGCGGUACUCAAUGUGAUCCAAGCAGCUCAUGUCGGUGAGAAACUCCAGAAUAAGCUGCAGCGAAUCGACUCUCAUCUGAAGGGGAUAUCUGCGAGUGAGAAUGAGGUGACAGAGUAGGCUGAGGAUGAAAAUGUCUCAAUAUAUGCACCAAAGUGCUUUAGUGAUUCAGCAUAGCUCAAAAAUUUAAGAUGCACUGCCAGUAAGCCAACAGGCCUUAGUACUCUCUGCAUUACUUAAACCAGAAUACCACUUAGUUAGGAGUUAGUUUACUUGUCUUUAUUACAUUACAACUCUUUGUGUUACAAUACAUUUUUGUCCCUUAUGAAAAUAAAUACAGUAAUGAAUGUGACAAACUGUGCAAGGCAACAUGUUUUGGAUGUCAGGUGAUAAUACCAAAUUCUGUUCCGUUCACUGCCAAAUGUUUUUGUACCUUUCUCACAGAUGCAUCAUCAAAGCUGCAUUUAUGAGAUACAAUAUACACCUUUUGGUACCUGAUUGUAAUUUAAGGUACAAAUUUACUGCUAAGAUACUACGUUGUGCCUUAAAUUGAUCAGGAUUGUAAUCCAACACACACAAAAACAGAGAGAGCACCUGUGUUGAUGACACUUAAAAUAUUAAAGAAAUGUAAAGUGUCAUUAACACAGGUGCUCUCUCUGUUUUUGUGUGUGUUGGAUUACAAUCCUGGUCAAUUUAAGGCACAACGUAGU
Messenger RNA from Scomber japonicus (chub mackerel), 1489 nucleotides. RefSeq names its product tumor necrosis factor receptor superfamily member 11B-like. The transcript has 5 exons. Lineage: Eukaryota; Metazoa; Chordata; Actinopteri; Scombriformes; Scombridae. Gene Ontology annotation, molecular function: protein binding. Bases 21 to 899 code for a protein of 292 amino acids. The record is from RefSeq and is a predicted model, not a curated record.